Molecule: messenger RNA, 948 nt
Organism: Miscanthus lutarioriparius
Lineage: Eukaryota; Viridiplantae; Streptophyta; Magnoliopsida; Poales; Poaceae
Source: the annotation of a GenBank genome assembly
AUGGUUGUAGCUGCUAUUGUCAUCCUCGUCUUUUCAAGACAUGAACAUCCCCAUGCUCCUUUGUUCGCAUGGAUAAUUGGAUAUACAGUUGGCUGCAUUGCUAGUCUUCCUCUUAUUUAUUGGCGGUAUGUUCAUCGAAACAGACAUUUGGACCAAGAACCUCAGCAGCCACCUACAACAUAUCCUACUUUGACUCCCUCUCAGUCAUCAGAAGGACGCAACCAUCAUACCAGUGGUGUUGUCUUGCGUCUUGGAUGUAUCGCAAUUUCUUGCCCAAGGCUUAGUGUGCUGGUUUAUCACUUCAAGACAGCUGUUGACUGUUUCUUUGCUGUAUGGUUUGUUGUUGGCAAUGUGUGGAUAUUUGGUGGGCACAGCAUUUCAUCAGAUGCUCAGGACGCUCCCAAUAUGUACAGGUUGUGUUUGGCAUUCCUCGCGCUUAGUUGUGUUGGAUAUGCCAUUCCUUUUAUCACGUGUGCAGCAAUAUGCUGCUGCUUUCCGUGCUUGAUUUCUGUUUUGCGCCUUCAAGAAGAUUUGGGUCAAAAUAGAGGAGCUACUCAAGAGCUAAUAGAUGCAUUGCCAACCUACAAAUUCAAACCAAAACGUAACAAAAACUGGGGGAUUGACCAUGCUUCAAGCUCAGAGCAUCUUGAUGAGGGCGGCAUCCUCGGUCCAGGAACUAAGAAGGAAAGAGUUGUUUCAGCUGAAGAUGCUGUGUGCUGCAUCUGUCUUACAAAGUAUGGAGAUGAUGAUGAGCUCCGUGAACUUCCUUGCGCACACUUCUUUCAUGUUCAAUGCGUAGAUAAAUGGCUCAAGAUAAACGCAGUGUGCCCACUCUGCAAAACAGAGAUUGGGGGUGUGGUUCGAUCUUUCUUUGGCUUGCCAUUUGGCCGCCGCCGUGUCGAUAGGAUGGCUGGAAGAGGUGUAGCUAGCUCAAGAUUCAAUGUAUAG